Messenger RNA from Aspergillus heteromorphus CBS 117.55, 3411 nucleotides. RefSeq names its product U3 snoRNA-associated protein UTP13. NCBI's taxonomy places the organism in Eukaryota, Fungi, Ascomycota, Eurotiomycetes, Eurotiales, Aspergillaceae. Gene Ontology annotation, cellular component: small-subunit processome; 90S preribosome; nucleolus. The record is from RefSeq and is a predicted model, not a curated record. Gene Ontology annotation, biological process: endonucleolytic cleavage in 5'-ETS of tricistronic rRNA transcript (SSU-rRNA, 5.8S rRNA, LSU-rRNA); endonucleolytic cleavage to generate mature 5'-end of SSU-rRNA from (SSU-rRNA, 5.8S rRNA, LSU-rRNA). Gene Ontology annotation, molecular function: protein binding; U3 snoRNA binding. Bases 1 to 2934 code for a protein of 977 amino acids. The transcript has 3 exons.
AUGUCUAAAGUCGUAGUCAAGACGACCUUCGAGGCGUCUCGAACCCUUCGUCCCAUCUACACCGGAGGAAGCACCGCGCUCGAUGCCAGUGGCCGUCUAUUGGCGACUUGUAUCGGCGAGGAUGCCCUCGUGGUUGACCUGGAGACUGGCGAUCAGGUCGCCAGUCUUGAAGGAGAUGGCGAAAUCAUCACUAGCCUAGCCAUUUCUCCCUCGGCUUCCCAUGUCGUUCUUUGCUCGCGAUCCAUGUCCAUGCGCAUUUAUUCCCUGACGCCUUUGGACGAGUCCACACGAUCCGUCGACGCGACAUUGACCAGGACCGUCAAGCCUCACACGGCACCUGUCGUAACGACUGCAAUUGACCCCACUGGCACCCUUUUGGCAACUGGCGCCGCCGACGGCUCAAUCAAGAUCUGGGACAUCCGGGGCGGAUAUAUCACACAUACUUUCCAUGGCCAUGGUGGUGUUAUCUCGGCUUUGUGCUUCUUCCAAACACCCUUCCAGGAUGGCGACAACAAAUCAUCAUCCAAGAAGAAGAAGAAGAAGGGCAAGGGCAAGUCGGAUGACUCUGACGAGGAAAUGGAUGAGGUUGUCGACUCGAUCGGUGCUUUCAGGCUGGCCUCGGGAGACGAGGAGGGUCUGGUGCGCGUGUGGGAUUUGAAUAAGAGGAAACCCAUCGCAUCUCUUGAGUCUCACGUCUCUGUUGUGCGAAGCCUCUCGUACUCAGUAACAGAAAAUGCGCUGCUGUCUGCCAGCCGCGACAAGACCGUCAUUGUGUGGGAUGUACGGACUUUCAAGACACGCAGGGUCAUCCCCGUCCUUGAGAGUGUUGAAGCAGCAUCCUUUGUCGCUGAUAGCGCGCUGUGCCUGGUGGGAGGAGAGAAUGGCCGACUGCGUGUAUGGGAUUGCAACCGGGGUGGGGAGGUGACUCUCGAGCAAGAAGCUGCGCAGGAGUUUGAGGCUGUGGUAGCAAUCCAGUACUCCGCGGGCAUGCCGUUCGCGAUGACCGUGCAUGCCGACCAAACCAUUCGGCUUCACUCUCUUGAGCCUUUGACCGACUACAAGGCCGGGACUACAAUCGAGCCAUUGCCAGUCAUUAGACGCAUAUCGGGCCACGAUGACGACAUAAUCGACCUUGCAUAUGUCGGCCCUGAUCGGUCGAUGCUUGCCCUGGCCACGAACACAGAAAGCAUCAGGGUGGUCACAGUAGGCCCGUCUGCGGACAGACCUGCUGCUGAAGGAGAAGAGUACUUUGGGGCUGAUGUCACGCAUCUGGAAGGCCACGACGACAUCAUUAUCUGUUUGGAUGUGGACUGGUCGGGCCACUGGCUGGCCACCGGCGCAAAGGACAACACAGCUCGCCUUUGGCGUCUUGACCCGGCGACUUCCUCUUACACAUGCUUUGCAGUCCUCACUGGUCAUGCCGAGUCACUGGGUGCCAUCAGUUUCCCUCGAGUUCCGCCGCCAGCCAACACCCCUGCGCACAAUGACCCCUUGAACCACCCUCCCUCCUUCCUACUUACUGGCUCCCAAGACCGCACCAUCAAGCGAUGGGAAACGGGCAAGUUAGCCCCGCUUAGCUCCUCGAAACCGCACAACCCGAAGGCAAUCUUCACUCGGAAAGCCCACGAGAAAGAUAUCAACGCUCUUGAUAUCAACCCCUCAUCAACUCUUUUUGCAUCGGCCUCACAGGAUCGUACUGUGAAGAUCUGGUCCGUAGAGGAUGGUUCUGUCUUGGGUGUUCUCCGUGGGCACAAGAGAGGAGUCUGGUCAACACGCUUCGCUCCCCGAGGCACUCCUAUUCUCAGUUCUGACUCCGGCACGAGCACAAACAGAGGCAUGAUUGCUACGGCGUCAGGUGACAAGACUAUCAAGAUCUGGAGUCUCGCGGAUUACAGCUGCCUGCUCACCUUCGAAGGCCACACCAACAGUGUGCUUAAGGUGAUAUGGCUUCCACCUCCGGAUUUGUCCGGCAAAGAAGACGAGGAAGAAGAUGAAGCAGCAGUGCACAAUGCAGCUACAGAGAUGCGGCCUCUGGUGGCGUCAGCGGCUGCAGAUGGUUUGGUGAAGCUCUGGUCCCCAUACACAGGCGAACUCGAGACGACCCUCGACAACCACACGGAUCGUGUCUGGGCUUUGGCCAGCCCUACGCCAUCCGGCAACCGCGAUGAUGUUCUGUCUUACCCGACUCAUAAAACUUCCUCCCCUUACGGACUGGCCUCUGGCUCUGCCGAUUCCACCGUUACCUUCUGGACCGACACCACCUCCGCUACCUACACGGCUACCGUCAAUGCCAAUUCCGCUCGUAUCGAGCAAGACCAACAGCUCCAAAACUACAUCCGUGCCGGAGCUUAUCGUGAGGCCAUCACUCUUGCCCUCCAGCUCAACCACCCAGGAAGACUCCUCUCUCUGUUCAAUGCUGCCAUCGAUGCCUCAGAUGACCCGUAUUCAACCGAAUCCCAAGACAUCGCCCGUGCAAACAGCCUAACGGGCGACCCUUCCAUCGAUGAGGUUCUCCAAACCCUUGACCCCGAAAACCUGCGUACCCUGCUCCUCAGAAUCCGUGACUGGAACACCAACGCUCGCCACUCCAGAGUUGCACAGCGUAUCUUGUUCGCUCUAUUCCGCUCCUACCCUGCCUCGACGUUCAUCGACCUUGCAACCUCAAGCAUGAAAAAGCGGCGCAGUGAUGGCGGUUCCACCGCCGGUAUGAAAGAUAUCAUGCAAGCCCUGGCAUCAUACACCGACCGCCAUUAUCGUCGAAUCGAGGAGCUCUCUGACGAGAGCUACCUCGUAGAGUGGGUCCUCGCGGAGAUGGAUGGUGGAGUCGGACUGGGAGGGUUGGGUGUCUCCAACGCCUACGAUCCAUUCAGCAACCCCUCCUCAGAUGAGACUGCCCCCGAACCGGAGAAAGACGUGGUCAUGCUGGGGGUAUAGAUGGCAUGUGCACCAUACCAUGAUUGCAAAACAUUAUAAAAACAAAAAGGGAAAAUUACUUGUGAAAUGAAUGAGACUAUGUACAAAUAGAUCAAGUUAAUCUGCACGUUUGCGAUUUACUACGGUAUACUGGCGCUUUUUCAACGGAGUACUUACUGCUGUGUGUUGUUGCUGUUGUUAUUGUUGCCAUUGUUCUCUUUUUCUGGGAGAGGAAAAUCAGUAUACAAAAGUUUUGUUUUGGGUGUGUAUGGUAAUACCCGCUUUGAAUAGGAAGGAAGCUGUUUAGACCAUUGUUUUACAUAGAUUCUUUUGCUUAUGCGCGAACCGGUAAGAUAUUGUUGGACAUUGUCAUUUUGAAGUUCAUGGCAAGGCAAGGCAAGGCCGCUCUGUUUUGUAGCCGGAUAUCUCUAUCUACGUACCUUUACCGAAGCACUGGGUUUGUCCCAAGAUGCGAUCAAAUCAUCGCGUGGGAAUUUU